AGGCUUGAAUUCACUCUAUAACCUAGACUCACCGUAUUGUCGACCAUGGAGCAGCCUUCAACACCAGUCACUGCGGAUUUUUCGUCCUCUCCUCCCAAGCGGACCAAAAUUGUCCUUCUCGGCGACCAGAGCGUGGGGAAGACCAGUCUAAUCACUCGGUUCAUGUACGAUACCUUCGACAACACAUACCAAGCCACCAUCGGAAUCGACUUCCUGAGCAAGACAAUGUACCUCGAGGACCGCACGGUCCGGCUACAGCUCUGGGAUACUGCAGGGCAGGAACGCUUCAGGUCUUUAAUACCCUCAUAUAUCCGAGACUCUUCCGUCGCCAUUGUCGUUUUCGAUAUAACAAAUCGACAGUCUUUCCUCUCAACCACUAAAUGGAUAGAAGACGUGCGAUCUGAGCGAGGGAAUGAUGUUAUCAUCGUGCUUGUAGGCAACAAGGCAGACUUGUCGGACAAACGACAAGUGACGCUGGAGGAGGCCACGGCCAAAGCCACACAGCUCAAUAUCAUGUUCAUGGAGACAUCGGCCAAGGCUGGACACAAUGUGAAGAGUCUGUUCAAAAAGAUCGCCAUGUCGUUGCCCGGAAUGGAGAAAGAAGGGCAGGCGGAGGCUAACACCAAGGUCGACGUUACGACACCGCCAACGGCUGAGGUGCCGGAGGCAUCGCAAUGCAACUGUUGAUCUUACUAUAGCAGGCUAGAAUGUCUCCGUCCCUUUCAGGAGGGCGUCAUUCUAUCCGACUGUAAUAUUUAUAUGCAUGCUCAGUAAUAUACUCACUUUAACCUCUCCUUCAGCCUCGAUUCAUGGUGUUGCCGGCGCCUCUUGGAUUGGCAUCGACGAAUUGGGCCCAAUUUUCGUCCUUGACUCGCUUCGCCUCUGCCCUCUCCUCACCGAAAUGGGUUCCAUCCAGCUCUGAAUCCAUCUGCAGCUGCUCAGACGAAGUAGGAGCGUUUUCGGACGCAGGCCUUAGGACGUUUCAAUGCAGGAAUACUAUCGGAAUGAUCUCUGCGCACCCUCCUCCAGUGAUGAUGUUGCCUCGCUCCUGCUCGAUUUGCAGGUACUCGUCAAUAGACAUGGAGGGGAGACGGUGUCCGGGCCCGAAAACCUGCGCAGCGAACCGUGCGCGGUCAGAUGAUCCGGCGGGAAGGAGAGUGAACGGUCGAAGGGGCUGAGUUACGAUCAGAGAUGAGGAUCGAUCUGUGAGAGGACACACACCUUGCCCUGCGGAUCCAGCAGAGGUCCCUUACCGUCCGGCCCCAACCCGGAGGGAGCAUCCAGCUUCCACAUGUCGUCUUCCGCAGCACGCUGUUUGCCCCGCCUGUCCUCUUCCGGUCGGGGCGGUCGCAUUGGAGCCGGCGGAGCGUUCUUGAGAAGCUCGGAUUCCUGCUUAAGACUCAAUAGUGAGGCCUGAGCUUGUCCGUAGUAAAGCCUCAGAAUUAGCAGUGUCGUUUCACGCAACGCAUCUUCGGUUUCCGAGUCCUCCUCGUCUUCGUCGGCUGUCGUGGUCUGGGGCAGUAAUGACGAUAUCAAGGCGAAAUCAGACUCCAUUCCGGUGUCGCUGGAAUGUUGCUGCCCUCGUCGUUUGCGGAUGACCUGACGCGGUACGUUCAAUGGGAAUCUGGAGGAGGAAUCGAGACUUACGUCAAUCCUUCCCUUGAGCUCUUUCUCAGCCUGAUACUGUUUUAUUUUGAGGGCUCUGCGGCUGGUCGGAUCGGCGACUUGCCCCGGAUCUUGGACAUGGAGCGCCCGCUCGCUCUCCGGCACAACCUCGAAGUUUUCGAGAUCGGAGAUAAACAAAGAAUGGUAUCUCUGGAUGAACAAUUGAGUUUCAGGCAGAAAGGUCCCGUCGAGUGUAGGCACCUGUGAUUCCUUCAGAACCAUGGUCCGCUCUUGUGGCUCGGACGUCCGGAUACGUCCGCUAGUCUCCGCCAACACGUAGGGAACGAAAAGAUAUAUCAAGUCACGCGUAGAUAUAUCUUCCAGUAUUUCGUUGGGGCUAAACAUGGAGAGACCAUGGAUUCGAGUGCUGAGAGUCUUGAGAUCGGUCAGGCUUGAUCGAAUGAGGUCCUAAUCUCCAUUUUCAGUUCGACCUGGUGUUCCUUGGCCUGGCUCGGAUUUAACCUGAGUGGUAUCAUCGAAUGGAGACUGUUCAAUCGCUUUCGAUGCAUUCUGGAGCGCGCGCUGGAAAAGUGCG
Molecule: messenger RNA, 2200 nt
Organism: Mycena citricolor
Lineage: Eukaryota; Fungi; Basidiomycota; Agaricomycetes; Agaricales; Mycenaceae
Source: the annotation of a GenBank genome assembly